UUCCUAACUGCAAGUGGCUGCAACUAAGACUCCGGCCUCCAGAUGGCGAUAUCGUGCGUCUCUCAUGGACCCUGGCAGCGGAAUGACGUUUGAAGCGGAAGCAGCUGUCAGAUCUGUGCUCUGUAAGAUGAAGAUAAACAAGCUGAAAUCUUAACUUAGAGUAAAAAGUGAGGGUUUAAAACCGGAGUAGACAUGAAGACGGUGUUCGUCACCGUCGGAACCACGCGCUUUGAUGAGCUGAUCGAAAGCGUCACUUCCUAUGAGGCCACACAGGUGCUGAAGUUUCGGGGAUAUGAGCGUCUGGUUCUUCAGGUCGGAAAGGGAUCUUUGCUUCCAGAUGCUGACAGCUGUGCUCACCUCAGCGUGGAGGCUUUUCGCUUCAAAGACUCAAUAGCAGAAGACAUGAAGCAAGCUGAUCUUGUCAUCAGCCAUGCAGGAGCAGGAAGUUGUCUGGAGGCUCUCGGCGCUGGCAAACCUCUGCUAGUUGUGGUCAAUGACAAACUGAUGGACAACCACCAGCUGGAGCUGGCCCGGCAGCUACACAUGGACCACCACCUGCUGUACUGCACAUGCAGCACUCUGAUAGAAACGCUGAAGAACAUGGAUCUCUCUGUUCUGCAGCCGUUCCCGCCUGGACAGCCAAAGAACUUUGCAAACUUUUUAGACAAAGCGCUCGGAGUGAAAUGACGUUUUAACUCCACAACUCUGCGGAUUAUGUUACACAUGAAAGUGCUGACUACAUUGUGAAAGAUCAUGAUUUUAUAAUGUUACAGGUGUGUUUUUUUAUUUUAUUUUAUGUGUGUAUGUAUGUAAUCAGUCAUGAGAUCCUAUGAUUGUCCAGUUUUUUUAAUAUUUCCAUUUUAAAAUGACUUUACAGUUAAAUACUUCUGCAGCCUGAGGACUUCAUGACAAAGCUUUGCAGAAACUGUUAAGUAAAGCGUUAAAUCGAAUGUAAAAUCACCAUCAGUAAGGUGACUGAACUUCUAAAUCUUUAUGCAGCUCAUGCAUUUUUCAUUGAGUUUGACCGCUGCAGCCGAGUUCAUAAACAAAGAAGGUCAGAACUAAUGAUAACGCUCAGUUUCAGACUAAAUAACCUCUUACAUCCUUUUCAUUAAAUGUUCAAAUUACAUUGCUUGAUGGUAAAGCAAGCAUUUUACUGACGAGCAUUUUAUUUGCUUUAGGAAAGUUUAUCUUAAUAAAUAUUUUAGUUUGAAGACUUCAGGAAACAUUUUCAUUUUCAUUAUUAUUUUUUUCCACUAGAUAGAAAUCUAUCUUUUCUUGAAGGUCAGCUCUUUUGCAUUAAUCUAAUUUGUUUGUUGCAUCUGAAACUUUUUAUCAAAGUUGAUCACAGUGAACAAGUCUAAUAUAAUAUAAGCUACUAUUUGGAUAAUCUAAACUACGCAGUGUACCUCUUGACAAAAAGUAUAUUUGGUACUAAUAAAGCCUCACACAGCGGUUAUCUUACCUCUGAUACCCCUAAAUAAAAUCUGGAGGAACCAACAACCUUCCAAAGCCACAUAAUCAGUAAAUAAAACCUGAGUGUUUGUAACUUAAUCUUUGCAUAAAUGCAGCUGUUCUGU
Molecule: messenger RNA, 1580 nt
Organism: Poecilia latipinna (sailfin molly)
Lineage: Eukaryota; Metazoa; Chordata; Actinopteri; Cyprinodontiformes; Poeciliidae
Product: ALG13 UDP-N-acetylglucosaminyltransferase subunit
Exons: 4
Coding region: 193-687 (164 amino acids)
Biological process (GO): dolichol-linked oligosaccharide biosynthetic process
Molecular function (GO): hexosyltransferase activity
Source: RefSeq, a predicted model, not a curated record